Penaeus indicus is the source of this 495-nucleotide messenger RNA. Its product is annotated as zinc finger protein 771-like. Gene Ontology annotation, biological process: regulation of DNA-templated transcription. Bases 1 to 495 code for a protein of 164 amino acids. Gene Ontology annotation, molecular function: RNA polymerase II cis-regulatory region sequence-specific DNA binding; DNA-binding transcription factor activity, RNA polymerase II-specific. The record is from RefSeq and is a predicted model, not a curated record. The transcript is spliced from 3 exons. Gene Ontology annotation, cellular component: nucleus. Lineage: Eukaryota; Metazoa; Arthropoda; Malacostraca; Decapoda; Penaeidae.
AUGCAGCUAGCCUGUGUGUCCCCACCAAAGGGGCGUGGCAGAGACAUUGAGGUGGAAGAUCCAGCCACGCCCCCCUGGCCUGAGUGGCUGACCUCUGGCGUUGGUCAUACCUGCCCAUUUUGUGGCAAGACCUUCCUGAAGAAGUUCAAUCUGGUGACUCAUGUGCGCAUCCACACUGGUGAAAGGCCUUUCCAGUGUCCUCACUGUCCAUACCGAGCCAACCACUGCUCCCAUCUGAAGUCUCAUGCUUGCCAUGAUGGAGGCGUUGUGAGUGCCAGUAGGAUACCACCUCCGUCAGGGUUUGGGGCAGAUGGGAAGCACCUCAGACUGACUUGCCCCUAUUGUGGGCACACCAGUCGGGACAGCUACGACUUGAAGAAACACAUAAGAACUCAUACUGGAGAGAAACCAUAUGCUUGCCCACAUUGCCAAUAUAGAGCAAGCACUAGUAGUAGCAUCAAGUCUCACAUGGACCGUCAUCAUUGGCAUCACUGA